AUGGAGUGGCUGGAGGAAGUGGAGGCCAGUAUGAGGGCACGUCAUUUGUCCAUGGCAGAUCAGGCAUUCUUCUUGUUUGACCAUUUGGAGGGCGAGGCAAAGGAGGAGAUAAAGUACCGUCCUCAGGACAGAACAGACCCAGUAAAGAUAAUAGCAGUUCUAAAGGAACUGUACGGGUGUACUGAAUCCUAUGUGUCCUUACAGCAAGCGUUCUUUGCUAGAAGGCAAGAGGACGGGGAGUCUCUUCAGGAGUUUUCCUUGGCUUUAAUGGGCCUUAUGGAGGCUGUAAAACAGCGUGCACCGGCCGAUAUGGAGAAUGCAGAUUUGUUGCUGCGGGAUCAAUUUAUUGAACACGUACUAGAUGGUGCUUUGCGCCGUGAAUUGAAACAAUUAGUGCGCCGGCAGCCUAUGGCUACGUUGUUGGAUGUCCGAGGGGAGGCUAUCAGGUGGGAGCGUGAGGGUUUGCCCCGUGCUGCACGCGGACGGAGUAGUUCCGUGCCAGCAGUGCUUGGUGUUCAGUAUGGGGUUCAUGGUGGUCCCCAGGGUGCUGGUAAUUCAUCCCAUUGGACUGCAAUGGAGGAAGUGAGAGCGUUACUGACGUGUCAGCAGAAGCAGUUGUCUCAGCUCACCCAGAGUGUGGCUCGGUUGCAGAACUCCAGUCAGCGUGAUCGUGCACCCCAGAAGGAUCCAGUAAUAUGUCGGCGUUGUCAGCAGCCCGGUCACUUCGCUAGGGAGUGUGGUGGUUUGCGCAUUCGCUCUGGUCAUGAGCGACUACAGGAUUGCCGUUGGUUGGAGCUUCGAGCUGCCAAUGGACUAGCUAUUCCAUAUAUUGGUUAUCUGGAGCUAGAUGUUAACCUGUGUGGAAAGUGGAUGCUGGGCUGUGGGAUACUGGUGGUGCUGCGGGGCACAGUGUACAUUUCUGUCAUCAAUGUAGGGGCUACUGAUGUGCUUCUCUACCCUCGUACCUUUUUAGGUACCUUAGGUGCAGUUAGCGUGGUGAGCCUCCCUGCUGGAGUCACGGAGGUGCCUCCGGGGGUACCCACUACGGCAUUUCAGGCUGCGACCACAGCCACUAUGGAUCCAGUGGAGGCUCUGGACCUGUCCUCGCUCCCGCGGUUGAUGCAGAGGAUGUUUGGUGAUCAACAGGGCCAGUCUUUAUUGCUAUAUCUGGACGAUAUCGUGGUGUUUUCCUCCACCGUAGAGCAGCAUCUGGAGAGGUUGGAGGUAGUGUUGAACCGUCUCCAGCUGGAGGGUCUCAAGGUCAAACUGAGCAAAUGUGCUUUCCUUCAGUCUGAGUCCCAUCAGGUUCCCGGGACUCAAGCGGCAAUUACAGUCUUGCCAGGGCAUUCUCUGGCUGACAUCCGUGCUCUUCAGCAAGCUGACCCCACUUUGAAGGAGGUCUUGGUGUUUUGGAGGCGGAAGCAGCGCCCCAAUUUUGAGGAGCGGAAACAGCUUUCCCAGCCUGUAUUGGUGGUGUUGCGGCAAUGGGGUCGGUUGGUGGAGAGGGACGGAAUUUUGUAUCGGCAGAUCUUUCACCCAGAUGGGGGAGAGGUUGAAUUUCAGCUGCUGUUACCAGCUGCAUUGAAGGAGGAGGUCUUGACACAGCUCCAUCAGGAGCAUGGCCACCAGGGGGUAGAGCGGACCUUGGGGCUUUUGCGUUCACGGUGUUACUGGCCCAGUAUGUCUUCAGAGGUGGCUGGUUGGUGUCAGAUGUGUGAGAGAUGCCAAGUUGCGAAGGACAAUCAGCCGGUGGCUCAUAGCUACAUGGGGCAUCUUUUGGCAUCAAAGCCUAACGAAAUCUUGGCAAUAGAUUAUACCGUGUUGGAGCCUGCUUGUAAUGGCCUAGAAAAUGUUUUGGUGAUGACAGACAUCUUUAGUAAGUACACCCUGGCCAUUCCCACUCGAGAUCAACGUGCCUCGACCGUAGCGCAGGUUUUGGUUUCGGAAUGGUUUUACAAGUUUGGGGUUCCAGCUCGGAUUCAUUCCGACCAAGGCCGAAAUUUUGAGAGCUUGUUGAUCCGCCAGCUUUGUGAUCUUUAUGGCAUUGAACGUUCUCACACUACCCCAUACCACCCGGCGGGGAAUGGACAGUGUGAAAGGUUCAAUAGGACGCUUCAUAAUUUACUUCGCGCGCUGCCGGUGUCUCGCAAGCGGGACUGGCAUUCCUGUUUGCCGCAGUUAGUGUACUGCUAUAAUACAACUCCCCAUCAGGCCACCGGUGAGUCCCCCUUUUUCUUGAUGUUUGGCCAGGAGCCUCGGCUCCCAGUGGAUUUUCUGCUUGGUAGAGUUCAGGAUCCCGGUAGGGGAUGUGUUCAUGAGUGGGUCAAGGAACAUCAGGCCCGAUUACAGGUUGCGGUUGACGGUGCGAGAGAACGGUUAAGGGUGGCUGCAGCCCGUCGGAAAAGGAAUUACGAUCAGCAUGUCCGGGAUGUUCCUCUGGCUGAGGGUCAGUGCGUGCUGUUGCGGGAGACCAGUGCCAAGGGUCGGCAUAAAAUUCAGGAUUUGUGGGGUUCGGUAAUGUACAAAAUCUUACAGGUACCUGAUUCUGGCGGCUCCGUGUAUACUGUGGCCCCCCUGCAUGGUCAGUCUAAGGUAAGGCGAGUUCAUCGCAAUCUACUGAAGGCAGUGGUUGGAAGGGACCUUCCUACGGGUGUGGUGGUUAGUUUUCCACCACCAAUGGACUCGCCACAGUCAGAGGAGGAGGAUUCAGUGGCCGGUGAUCUGUUGUGUUUAGGGCUGGAAGAUCACAGUCCAACUGUGAUCUCGUCAGUUCCAGCUUUGGGAUCGGUAGCUACUCCACAGGUGACUCGGAUACCGGGUGAGGUGGAGCCUGUUCACGCUUGUCCAGUGGACUCGACCCUAACCAGGCAACCAUCCGCUUCCUCAGUGGACCCACUAGUUGGUAAUGUAGAUCUUGGUGGGGUGGCCCUUCGGCGGACAGUACGAUCUACUGCUGGCCGGCAUUCUAAUAUCCAUCACUUGCCUAGGUCUUUGGGGGAGGUACACGGGGCUGUGCGCUCUGCAGAUACUGCAUCUAAUGCCAUGAUUGCUUUGUUUAGGCCCUGGAUGUAGUGGGUUCUUUUGUUGGCUUGUGUUAUCGUCGGGGCGACGAUAAAGAGCUGGGGGGUAGACUGUAGCAGGAGAAGGAAACGAGGUGUGUGCCUAAUUAAGUUCUGGAGGGGAGUGGCCAAUCAGAGAGGGCGCUCAGACUAUAAGGGUUACCCUGGCACUAAUGUUCUAGGCUCCUUGUCGGCGGUCACCUUAAUUGCCGGAUCUCCUGUUCGUCCGCGGACAUCUUACCUUGGUGUGUUCAGCCCGGUACGGUGAAUAUUACAAGCUGCAGUAGAACGGUUGACGUUGGGGCUAAUAUGGCUGGGUUUUGAGUCCUUACCCUUCUAUUAUUACAGGGUCCCGUGUGUUGUGGCGUGGGGUUGACAGCUGCUUCAUCUCGCGUGGAACUACUGCUGCUCUGCCUAGCGGCGACUGCGCCCUGCUCUGCCUAGCGGCGACGGCGCCCUGCUCUGCCUAGCGGCGACGGCGCCCUGCUCUGCCUAGCGGCGACUCAGCUUUAUUUUGCCUUAUUGCUGCUGCCUAGUGACAUUUGCACCGUUUCGCGCUUUGCGCUUCCGGUUUGUCCAUACUCUGUCUAGCCUAUAGCAGGGUCCCGGCGCCCAGCCUUAGAUCGGCAGGAAGUGGCUGCUGGUACGCGGCGGUGCUCCAAGCUUACGGUGCUCGGAUUGACUGAUUACUCUUUUUAUGGUUUUACUGUGUAAUAAAAGUGUGUGUGUUCGGAACAACGUCUCUCCGCUGUUUAUGGUGAACGGACCAGUGUGCCUUUGCCCGGGGAUAGGGCGAUUUAACUUUCUCUGGGUGUAAUACCUGGGGUGGCGUAGUCGGACUAACGUGUGGCUAUUGGUACCAUUGUUUGGUACUAUUUGGCAGUAUUUCUCUCACCACCACUCGCCACAU
Brienomyrus brachyistius is the source of this 3969-nucleotide messenger RNA. RefSeq lists its product as uncharacterized. Gene Ontology annotation, biological process: DNA integration. The transcript has 6 exons. The record is from RefSeq and is a predicted model, not a curated record. The coding region runs from base 1 to 3072 and encodes 1023 amino acids. Gene Ontology annotation, molecular function: zinc ion binding; nucleic acid binding. NCBI's taxonomy places the organism in Eukaryota, Metazoa, Chordata, Actinopteri, Osteoglossiformes, Mormyridae.